AUGUCUGACAAAGAAGCACUCAAACUUUUCUCUCGCCAACCGGUGACACAGGAAAUGGUUGAGUUUUUGGCCUCCACCACCUCUUCGGUAAUUCAAGUGAAGCCCAAGGCCAACAUGUCAUCGCAAAUCGGCUCACUUGUGGUUACUCCCGUUACUUGUGUAUCUUUGACCAAAUUCAUCAACAGAUUGAUUGAAUACUCCAACGUUCAGACUCCCACGUUGAUGGCAUCUUUGGUGUACCUCAAUCGCUUGAGAAAUGUGUUGCCUGGAAACGCGGUGGGUAUGGAGACCACCCGUCACCGGAUAUUUUUGGCUGCUUUGAUUUUGAGUGCAAAAUCUCUCAACGACUCCAGUCCUUUGAACAAGCACUGGACGAAGUAUACCGACGGGCUCAUGACGAACACUGAAGUGAACUCUGCCGAGCGCGAACUUAUUGGAUUAUUGAAUUGGAAUUUGAACGUGGCCCAAGACGAGUUGGUUACGGUGUUGCAGCCAUUCUUGGUUCCAAUCAAACAAUCCUUGGAGAAGCGUAUGCUUUCCGAGUCAGCUGCCAAGCUGGAAUACUACAGGUUGUCGAACUACCAGAGCACUACCUCGAUUGCCUCGCGGUCUUCAUCCAAGUAUUCGCUUUUCUCGAAUUCUUCCGCAUCUUCUUAUUCGUUAAGGAGUGCUGCUUCAUCUUACAACGACUUGACGGCACAUGCGGACAGAAAGCCAUUGGGAGAGAGAUCCAUGUCCUCACUUAACAACACCAAGAUUCCUCUUUCCAAGAGAACAAACUUCUCCAACACAUUACUACCUCCAGCUCCCGUGCGCUAG
This is a messenger RNA of Sungouiella intermedia, 819 nucleotides long. The record is from the annotation of a GenBank genome assembly. NCBI's taxonomy places the organism in Eukaryota, Fungi, Ascomycota, Pichiomycetes, Serinales, Metschnikowiaceae.